Penicillium subrubescens is the source of this 1818-nucleotide messenger RNA. RefSeq lists its product as uncharacterized. The transcript has 2 exons. The record is from RefSeq and is a predicted model, not a curated record. Lineage: Eukaryota; Fungi; Ascomycota; Eurotiomycetes; Eurotiales; Aspergillaceae. The coding region runs from base 1 to 1818 and encodes 605 amino acids.
AUGCCGUCCGCUGUCACUCUCCGCCCUCCCGACCGGACCGACUGGACAAACUGGAUGAAUUCACAGUGCAAUGGAUGGUGUGGGCCUGCAACUACCCUCCUAGACGAUCGAAACAUGCAUACCUCCCGCGCCGCCUUGAAAAUUGAUACCGACCGUCGCUUCUCCCAUCACACAGCGCUGGACUCAUUAUCAAACGAGGGUCCCAGUCCAGCUAAGCUUCGCCGACGAGCAUCUCAAGGCUCCCUACGCACCAAGCCUUCCCCCGUCUCCCGCUUUCUAUCCAAGAGCAGCGUGUCCGUCCACUUCCCAUCCUGGGACCAGCGCGGCUCCUCGCCAUCGCGAAACCGGUCGGCCGAUUCCCGACUGCGCUUGUCUAACACCGUGUCUCGCGGGCCGAGACCGUUGACGGCUCAAUCUCAUUCCCCAUCGACCUCUUCUUCACCGUGGAACUCGCCUCCAUCUUCUUUCCAGUCGGAUUACUCGGUUACAUUGCCGCCUACUCCGCCGGAGGACGAUAGCCAUAUUGCCUGGAACCCUCAGUCGGAAAUGCUGCUAUUUGACGAUCAUCCGCAUCAGGAGCCGGGUUCCUCGGCCAUGAUGGAUGAGGGCCCUGGGAUGGACACUUCGUCGACGGGUCGUUCCGAUACUCUGAGCAGUUCGUCUAAUGGGUCUUCAAGCUCGGGUGGCAGCCCAGGUCCUCACGACGAGAUGGAUUUGCAACAGGAUGUGGGAUCGUGGCUGGACCAUGGUAUCAAUGUGACUGUAUCAUCAUUGGGAGUUUCAAACCCACGAGGCGAAGCUGUCAAGAUUGUCUCACAAACACUUCCAUACCCACGACCUUCUGACCAGUCGAUUUCCGUCCCGAGAAACGACAGUAUUUUCUACUCGGUUGUCCGAGCUGUGCACGGCCACUUGCAACAGGGCCACUCCCCAUACAUCAAUGUCACCCACGCCGUCCCCGAACAAUUUAGUCUCUCCAACCUUCCCCACUCUCCCCCUAGCACUCCUCGAUCUCCCACCGCUGCCGAUGAAUACUUCAACGCGGCCGUCUUCUCCAGUGCAGCCGUUGUAGGAGCCUAUCAUGACUACCGCGGGCCGAUUCAGAGGCAGAUCGUACACGCCCCGAUGCCUAUUGUUCCGCCCCACAGUGUCCAUAUCUCUGUUCUCGAGCGGUACCUUCCCCCGCCGUCCGCACAGGAGUACCGCGAUGUCUUUUGCGCUACUCGUCCAUCCUUCCUUGUUGAUCGUCUCUCCGAGUUGUCGCCGGAUGGCGGCUCCCUUCUCUUCGUUUACCCCACGAAGAAGGGUGCUUCGACUUUCAAGUCCCAAUAUUUGGGUCCCCUGCUCGACCCGCUGCUGCGACAGCUGGUUGUAGUGAAUGGUCUGUCCGCCGAUGUGGGUCGUUAUCUGGGCAAGUUGUCCACCGUCUCGAUGAUGGACGACUUUGCCACGAUGAAAGCCAACAUUGUUGCCCUCUGCGAGGAUCUGAGCUCUUCAUCCUCGCAGUUCCAGGUAGCGGAUGCCGGCAAGGCUAGCGCCCAUCUGGACCGUGAUCUUUGGGUGGAAUGGUAUAUCCACCAAGAGAAAGCCCGGAUGAAGGAGGUGCUCAGCCUAUACUGCCAGAAUGGCCGCCGGCCACCAGUGAACAAGGCUCUGACCACAGGUGGCUCGGGCGGUCUUAUGCCUGACAAGGAAGUCACCUCUUCUAUGCUACUGGGCGAGAUCUUCGACGGUAUCCGCAAGCGCCGCUAUGGCGAGGACAACGAGCCUCGUGACGGUGUGGAGCUGGGUGUGUUCGUGAUCCGACGCACCCAUUAA